Molecule: messenger RNA, 1794 nt
Organism: Clavispora lusitaniae ATCC 42720
Lineage: Eukaryota; Fungi; Ascomycota; Pichiomycetes; Serinales; Metschnikowiaceae
Biological process (GO): xenobiotic detoxification by transmembrane export across the plasma membrane
Cellular component (GO): membrane
Molecular function (GO): xenobiotic transmembrane transporter activity; antiporter activity
Source: RefSeq, a predicted model, not a curated record
AUGGUUUUAUCUCAGGCGUUUAACCAACUCGCCAAUCCGAACACGGUUAAUAACCGUCGGCGCCGUCUUUUCAUUCCUCCGUCGACCCAGUUCCCGCUCUUUAGCUAUGGCCGUGAGCCUGAUCAGAGAUCUUUCCUUUCCCUCGACGAAUCAGGCUCUGUCUACACGGGAACAGACGUCGACGAUGUUGUUAGUGUGGCAUCUUCGCGUUCCUUGCCGCUGACAUUAAGCUCCGCUCAUACAUCGGAAGACCAGGAGUCCUUCCAUAGUUGGUUGGUAGAAGAGCACCAGCGACGUUACAAUGCGACGGAGUCGGACCUGGAUGAGCAAUUACUAGAGCUGCGUUCUGUUGGCUCACGGUCCAGUGCUUCUCAUUACAGCGACAAAACUUUCCAGCUGGUUUUCGAGCAGGAGGACUUUGCCAGCUUGAAAACUACCUACUCAAGAGAGCUUAAAAUGUUGGUGCGGUAUCUGACUCCAUUGGUGAUAACAUUUGUGCUCGAGCAUUUUUUCUCCAUCGUCUGCCUUUUGGUUGUGGGUCACUUGGGUAAAGAUGAACUUGCUGCUGUUUCUUUGGCGCUGAUGACUUCCACGAUUACAUUUGCAAUCUUUGAAGGAAUUGCCACGGCUCUAGAUACCUUGUGUCCUCAAGCAUAUGGAGCUGGCAAUUAUGAGUUGGUCUCUACUCAUGUGCAGCGGUGCUUUGUUUUUUCUCUUGUCGUUUACCUUCCGUGUGCUUUGAUGUGGUGGAACUCCAAUCUUCUUCUCCAGUUUGUCAUAUCCAGUCCAAAGGUACUCGAGCUUACAACGCAAUUCUUGCGGAUCCUUAUUCUCGGCGGGCCCGCGUACAUUUUUUUCGAAAACUUCAAGCGCUUCUUACAGGCCCAGGGCAUUUUCGAAGCUGGUACGGGUGUUUUGUUUGUCAGCGCCCCCAUCAACAUAUUUCUCCUGUGGUUUUUGGUAUGGGACCUGAAAUACGGAAUAGGGUAUGUCGGUGCACCGAUUGCCACGGCUAUCAAUUUCUGGAUCAUGGCCAUUCUUUUGGUGUUGUACGCUACUUUUGUUGAUGGUUCUCGAUGCUGGUACGGCUUCUGCUCUCCAAAAGAAUUGUUCAGCAAAUGGGGCCAACUCUCGCAUUUGGCUCUCCCGGGCAUUGUUAUGCUUGAGUCAGAGUAUCUUGCCUACGAACUUAUGACGCUUUUUGCGCUGUAUUUUGGCACGACUCAGUUGGCCGCACAAAGUGCCGUGGGAUCCAUAGCCCUGUUGACCUAUAUGGUUCCAUUCGCUCUCAGUAUUGCGUCAUCUACUCGAAUUGCCAACUUCAUCGGUGGGCAGAACAUAUAUCUGGCACAAAUCGCCACAAGGGUUGGGCUCAUGUGUGGCUUAUGUCUUGCUGUGGCAAACUGUCUUGUGUUGUUCACAUUCCGGUGGCAGAUAGCCAGGCUUUUCUCCAAAGACGACGAAGUUAUUUUGCUCAUAGUGCAACUCCUAGCACCGCUUGUAUCUGUUUUGCAAAUCUUCGAUGGAGUAGCAUCUGUCGCCAGCGGAAUCUUGCGGGCGCAAGGAUCGCAGAAGAUUGGAGGAAUCAUCAAUUUUCUUUCCUACUACGCCUUUGCUAUGCCGUUGGCAUUUGUUCUCUGCACGUAUACGGACUUGGAGCUCAAGGGCUUGUGGCUUGGUGUUGGUAGCGGAAUGGUUUUAAUUGGUCUUACAGAGACUAUUGUCAUUUUGAACAGUGAUUGGGAAUCAAUCAUCGUACAUGCUGGACUCAUGAACUAUGCGGAGGAGGAAUGA